Messenger RNA from Austrofundulus limnaeus, 2082 nucleotides. It is a transcript of the gene adgrg3, whose product is annotated as adhesion G protein-coupled receptor G3. Gene Ontology annotation, molecular function: G protein-coupled receptor activity. Gene Ontology annotation, biological process: cell surface receptor signaling pathway; adenylate cyclase-activating G protein-coupled receptor signaling pathway. Bases 45 to 1610 code for a protein of 521 amino acids. Gene Ontology annotation, cellular component: plasma membrane. The transcript has 12 exons. NCBI's taxonomy places the organism in Eukaryota, Metazoa, Chordata, Actinopteri, Cyprinodontiformes, Rivulidae. The record is from RefSeq and is a predicted model, not a curated record.
ACACAGAACAUGCUCUACAUGUGACUGGAACAGAAACAGGCACGAUGUGGAUUACUUUUGUUCUCCUCACACUCUGCUUUUCUUUGACCCAGACCACAACAAUUUCCUGUUUAUUGGUUAUCCAUGAGUGUCAGAAAACAGAUCCGGCUCGUUGGACCAGUUGUUAUGAGGACAGAAUUGCAACUUGCCGACGGCCACGCGGGUCUCCUUCCUCUGACUUCAAACAUGAACGUGUGAAUUCAUCACAGGAGGCUGAAAUAACUAUGAAGCAUAAAUACACGGUUCGAGUCCCGUCCUUGGCUCUUCGGAGAAGCAGACAUCAGGAAUCGGAGGAGGAAGUCCUGCUGGUGGCCUCAGUGAUCAACAGCACAUAUUUUAAGCCACAGACACGGCAAGGUAGAUUUACAAUUCCUCAGCGCCAGGCCCCCCUGCAGGGAGAGGUUUUAGGGAGGGAAGUCCUGUUUGUGAAGGCAGGAUCCAAACCAGUCAAAAACCUCACCCAACUCAUCGAGUUAAGGUUCAAGCACAGUAAAACGGCCAUGAACACAACGUGUGUGUUUUGGGAGGAGUAUCUAAAUAAAUCAGGCUGGAGCACAAGUGGUUGUCAAACAAAUAAUAAUGGACAGGAGGUUAUUUGUAGCUGCAAUCAUCUCAGCUUCUUUGCUGUGCUUGUGAACCCAAACCUAAAGGUGGAUGAAAGUAARGAGGAGAGGCUGAGUUACAUUACCUAUGUCGGAUCUGGACUCUCAGCACUGUUUUCCUUUAUCAGUUUGUUCAUCUAUGUUGGUCUGCAUCGGCGACGUCCUGAGAAGGCCAUCAGCAUGCACAUGCAGCURACGGUGGCCGUGUUCUGUCUCCACCUGGGUUUCCUGGCCUGCAGUUUUUGGGUUCUGCUGCCAAGCGGGAAUGGGAACACCUGGGUUUGUCGUGGCCUGGGUCUGUUUUUACACUGGUCUCUAGUGGCCACCUUCACCUGGGUAGCUCUGGAAGGAUUCCAUCUAUACCUUCUCCUCGUCCGAGUCUUUAACAUUUAUGUGCGAAGAUACGUGCUCAAGCUCAGCAUUGUGGGAUGGGGUCUUCCUACGCUGGUUGCCAUGAUUUGUGGGGUUUCAGGUGCCUAUGGGAAAUAUAUUCUGGAACUGAAGAAUUCCAAAAACCAGACGUCAACAUCAGAAAUAUGCUGGUUGAGGAGCGAUUUCUCACAGAGAGAAUUGGUCCUCUACAUGACACUAGGCUUCCUCUGUCUCGUGGUGCUGUAUAACAGCUGCAUGCUGGGGCUGGUGGUGUUUAAGCUCUGGGGGUUAAGAGGUGAUACAGGAGGCUAUGAAAGCAGCAGCGACUGGAAGAAGAUGAAAAAAGAGAGAGGGCCCAGGUUAUGGAAGGACUGUGCCACAGUCCUGGGCCUGAGCUGUGUGCUGGGCAUACCCUGGGGAUUAGCUACCGCCACGUACGCUACCUUACCUGGGAUCUACCUGUUCACAAUACUGAACUCACUGCAAGGUUUAUUCUUGUUUCUGUGGUCUGUGGCUUUGUCCUGCAAGUCUCGAGCUGAACAAAACGUAUCGUUCAGAGAUCCUUCAUCCCAGAAAAUGACAACAACCAGUUUUUAACAACUGAUAUCUGUAAGAAAGAUWAAUAUAUGUUGCCUAUAUUAGGUAUUGGCUGACAUCUGAACUGGAUUUGUUUGCUUUUAAGCAAAGCCAGAAAUCUGAUCGCUGCUUGCUGAUUUCUUUUCCUUAAAAUUUUCUAUUUAAAAAAAAUCACACAUCAGAAAUAGUAUCUCCUCCUUAAAUAUUUAUUGUUUGUAUGGUAAUGAUUUUUAUAAAUUAAGCAGUAUUCAUGUUUUAUUUCUAUGGGAUUCAACAAUAAAAAGUUGUUUUAAACACUGAUGUGUCACAUCUUAAGUUUUUACACUGUAAGACUGUGAUGAUUGUGUAAAAUAAUGUUGAAAUAUGAACUUUAUAUAAUACACGGUGAAGUAUCUGCUCUCAUCUGACAAUAGGUGUAAAUUAUUCAGUCAAGUGUGUUUAAAAAAGUUUUACUUUGAUUGUUAUUUGUCAAACACAGAGCUCUUCACUCUUU